This is a messenger RNA of Pseudoliparis swirei, 5115 nucleotides long. Its product is annotated as A disintegrin and metalloproteinase with thrombospondin motifs 15-like. Bases 48 to 2858 code for a protein of 936 amino acids. NCBI's taxonomy places the organism in Eukaryota, Metazoa, Chordata, Actinopteri, Perciformes, Liparidae. The transcript is spliced from 7 exons. Gene Ontology annotation, molecular function: metalloendopeptidase activity. The record is from RefSeq and is a predicted model, not a curated record. Gene Ontology annotation, cellular component: extracellular matrix. Gene Ontology annotation, biological process: proteolysis; extracellular matrix organization.
CUCAGCUCCUCUUGAGGGACGCACGCGCGCGUAACUUGUCCCGCGGCAUGGCGGCGCUCCUCGACUCCCUGGUGCUGUUCACAAAGUUGCUGCUGUACGUGAAGGUGGCGCACUGCGCGGAGGUGGACUUCUGCACACCUGUGCGCGUGGACCCUCACGCGCACGAGGAGCACGUGACCGGCCGACAGGUCGUCUUCAGACUGAGUGUCUUCCAGCAGGACCUGGACCUGCGCCUCGCGCCGGACUCCAGCUUCCUCGCCGCGGGCAGCGCGCCGCUCCGGCGAUGCUUCUACUCUGGGACCGUGAACCGGGACCCGGACUCCUUCGCCGCGCUCAGCCUGUGCCGAGGUCUCCAGGGGGGGUUCUACUACCGCGGCGAGGAGUACUUCGUCAGCCGCGCCGGGGACCGAGACCCCCCCAACGGGACGCAGGUCGUCCGGCGCGCGACGCGCUCCGACUCCACCAGCAGGUGCGCGGUCACGCCGGACGCGCGCUCCCGCCCGGCCCUGGAGAAGUCCCAGCAGCCGCGCGGCCUGGAGGCGGACGGCCUGGCGCAGACGGUGAUGAGGAGCCUGGGCCGGUCGCGGAGGUUCGCCUCCAUCCCGCGCUUCGUGGAGGUGCUGGUGGUGGCGGACGCGUCCAUGGCGGCGUUCCACGGGGACGCGCUGCGGCACUACGUGCUGACCCUGAUGGCCGUGGCCGCGCGGCUCUACAAGCACCCCAGCAUCCUGAACUCCAUCAGCGUGGUGGUGGUGGACUUCGUGGUCCUGAAGGAAGCCGACAAGAACCCGAAGGUCUCCAGCAACGCGGCGCUGACGCUCAGGAGCUUCUGCUCCUGGCAGAAGAAGCUGAACAAGCUCAGCGACGAGCACCCGGAGCACUGGGACACGGCCAUCUUGUUCACCAAGCAGGACCUCUGCGGGGCCACGACCUGCGACACGCUGGGCAUGGCCGACGUGGGGACGGUGUGCGACCCCAAGAGGAGCUGCUCCGUCAUCGAGGACGACGGCCUGCCCUCCGCCUUCACGGCGGCCCACGAGCUCGGCCACGUGUUCAACAUGCCCCACGACAACGUGAAGGCGUGUGAGCAGGCGUUCGGGAAGCUGAAGGAGAACCACAUGAUGUCGCCCACGCUGAUCCAGAUCGACCGGCGCCGGCCGUGGUCGGCGUGCAGCGCCGCCAUCAUCACCGAGUUCCUGGACAGAGGUCACGGAGAGUGUCUACUGGACCCGCCCCAGAAGCAGCUGCCGCUGUCGGACCACCUGCCCGGCUCCAGCUACGGGCUGCACCGCCAGUGCGAGCUGGCGUUCGGCUCCGGCUCCAAGCCGUGCCCGUACAUGCAGCCCUGCUCCAAGCUGUGGUGCACCGGCAGGGCCCGCGGCCAGCUGGUCUGCCAGACCCGCCACUUCCCCUGGGCGGACGGCACCGGCUGCGGCGACGCCAAGGUGUGCUACCGGGGGGCUUGCGCCGAGAAGAACCACACCGUGCGCAUCAAGGUGAGAGGCGGCGCCGAGCGGGCCCGGCGGUUGUUCCUCGCUGCACCGUCGAGCCCGUGUUUCUGCUUCCAGGUGGACGGCCGCUGGGGGAAGUGGGGAGCGUUCGCAGGUUGUUCCCGGAGUUGUGGGGGCGGAGUCCAGCUGGCCAGGAGGGAGUGCGACCGCCCCGUUCCCGAGGACGGGGGCAACUACUGCCACGGCCUCCGCGUCAAGUACCGCUCCUGUAACCUCAACACCUGUCCGGACACAGGGAAGAGUUUCCGUGAGGAGCAGUGUGAAGCGUUCAACGGGUUGAACCUGAACACCAACAGAUUGGGCUCCACUGUGGCGUGGGUUCCUAAAUAUUCGGGCAUUUCCCCAAAGGACAAAUGCAAACUCAUCUGCCGCGCCAACGGGACCGGAUACUUCUACGUCCUCGCUCCAAAGGUUGUGGACGGGUCGCCCUGCUCUCCUGACACCUCGGCUGUAUGCGUUCAAGGAAGAUGCAUCAAGGCGGGCUGCGACGGCAAGCUGGACUCGAGCAGGAAGUUUGACAAGUGCGGUGUGUGCGGAGGCGACAACCAGGGCUGCAAGAAGGUCUCGGGGAUGUUCACCAAACCUGUUCACGGCUACAACUUCGUGGUGUUGCUUCCCGUCGGAGCUUCCAACAUCGACGUCCGUCAGCGCGGCUACCGAGGGAUGCUCAGCGAUGAGAACUACUUGGCGGUGAAGAACCGCCACGGCAAGUACCUGCUGAACGGGAACUACGUGGUGUCGGCCGCGGAGCGCGACCUGCCGGUGAAGGGCAGCUUGCUGCGCUACAGCGGCACCGCCACGUCCGUGGAGACCCUUCAGGCCACCCGGCCGCUGCAGGAGCCUCUGACCGUGGAGGUGCUGUCAGUGGGGAAGAUGACUCCUCCCCGUGUGCGCUACUCCUUCUACAUCGCCAAGGAGAGCAAGGAGGAAAAGACUCUGUGGAAGGAGGACAAAAGCCACGCGGCGCACAACAGCGUCCUGUCGGACAGCAACAGGGUGGAGGCCAAGCAGCAGCAGGUGGGGAAGAGGCCGGUCAGCCACUGGGUGACAGGAAGUUGGGAUUCCUGCACGGUGACUUGCGGGACCGGUCUGCAGAAGAGGCCGGUGCACUGCCAGAGCGCGGACUGUGGCGGCGCCGACAGGCCCGUGGCGGUGAGGGCGUGCGGUGACCCGUGUCCCGUGUGGGACGUCGGGUCCUGGUCUCACUGCUCCAAGUCCUGUGGAAGAGGCUUCAAAAGGCGGCCAGUGCGCUGCCUGACAGGUGACGGCCUGAAUCUACCCAGAGACCACUGCUCCGGGAGGAGGAAGCCUCAGGAGCUGGACCUCUGCAACCUGAAGCCGUGUUAAGGCAGAACCGACUCGGCCCGGAGACUCAGACACAAACCUUCAUGCCCCAACCCGCGUGAUAAGGAUCCCACGGCUGCAUUGGGGUGAAGGACACUCUCUCCGAUGCCGCCUGAAGGGGCCACAGAAGAAAGCCAACAGAGACGGAGAGGGCCUUCCUCUAUUGUUCUCAAAGACAGACCCCUGUUCAGACCUCCGGCCUCAGGGUUGACUCGUGACCUGUUUGACAAGAUGCCCGAGGCAGCGGUCACACACAUCUGCACACAAGCAAGGUUCAUCGGUCUCGUCUUGGACAGAACUAGAGCGAGCAUGCUGAGUGAAACCUCGUAAUCUCACCUGGGCGUUGACAUUUGGGACUGAAGAACUUCUCAGAAUGUGAAACGCAGUCCGGUAUCACUGCAGCGACGACCGAGACCCCGAGGGUCCGUGCACUCCCCACAUCGUUUCAUGGUGUUGCUUCUUGGGUCGGUGCUGGUGGAUGUUGUCUGGUGGAGAAUAAUCUCGGGCGGCAGCAACUAACUCGUGUUGGGUCUACGUGGAGAGAAAACGUAACAUCUGUUUGAAAUUACAACCCAUAAUCGUUUGUCUUCAGAGAUUUAGUUCACGGUAACGAGCUGCCGAGAGACACUUGAGUAUCAUUUCAUAGGUUUAAACCUUCCAAAUGUGCCCCAGUGGCCGUUUAUGUGAAUGACAGGAAGUAAACGUGGACGCCAGCUGUUGGCUUGAUUCUGACGUGUACAAAUUUAGAGAGCAUUAAGAAUAAGAAUAAUUAGAUAAUCAAAGUAAGAAUCCUAAAUCAUUAGUUUCAGCCCUAGAAUAAUCAAAGCCAGCAGCCGAUCACACCGACAGCGUCACGAGCUUCACUUCCUCCAAAGUGAACAAUAAAUCCUACAAUAUUCAUGAAUUCUCGUUACCAAAAGUAGAAAUAUUUAGAUAAUAGCGAAAAAUAGUUCCGAGCUAAGAAGUUAGCGUAUUUCUCUCCAGUGUUUAUGUGGAACAAACAUUCUGCGUGAGAACCAAACCGACCAAUCACGAGCUGUUCGUGGCUAUCGAGCCCCGGUCUUGAGGGAAGCCUUCAUACUGUGAGAGACAGUUCUGGUUCCGGUCUACAACAUGUUCUCUGUACUUCACGAUGUUCGUGGAAAGAUUCUGAAACCAAAAGGGAAAAACUUUAUCUUUUAUAUUGUUUGGUUUCAUGAUGGUGCCCCCUGGUUUUGUAUUAUUGACAAUGUGACCCCGCUAGCGAUCCACUGGAGUCCAUCAGAAUCCAUCAGAGUCCAUUAGAGUCCAUUGGAGUCCAUUGGAGUCCAUUGGAUCAAACACAUGUUGCAAAACACAGUAACGUAAAUGGAUUAGUAGUUUAAAAGCCAUCGACAGUUUGAGCUGUCCUGAAGUGGGGUCGGGGGUAUCGGAACGCAACAUUUCAAAGGAAAAGCAACGAAAAUGCAAAAGAUAACAAACCUUCAACAGCUGUUUAUUGGCCAUAAUUCUUACUUAAACCUUUAAGAAACUAAAAUACUGCCAUAUUAGCAAUAAUGCAUACACGUAUAUAAAAUAAAUGUUAAAAAAAAGAAAAUUCAAUGUUUCCACAGAUAUUCCAGGCUUUGUCGGCAAAUAGUUUAAACGAGGCGUCACAAUGAUCUCGGCAUUCAUAGUGAUAAAGAAAAAAAACACUGAACUGAUUCUGAGGAGUUUCACUUCAAUUAUUAUUCAGAAAUCGUAUCUUUACAUGCACCGCAUUAAUGCAUAGUUUAAUCUUUAGUGAGCUGUUUUUGGAAAUCUUCGAUAUGAACCACAAUCAUGGGGAAAUUAAAGGGUAAAUCCACCCUGAAACCCAAUCAAAGUCCCAGUGGCGUGCUUUGCAUCAUGGGAUUGUUUCCAUUCCACUGGAGCGCAUGUCCAACACAGCUGGUCCGUGCGCACCGUGAACCUCAGAACGCAUCGGGGGUCUGGAAAGACCUUUAAAUGGACGCUUGGCGGUUCUGUCUGGACCAUCGUACACGUUCACCAAGUUCACCGUCAGAUCCAAACCUCCAACCCUUCACACAUGGAUGCAGCACGUCCUGCAACAGGAAGUGACAUCACUUCCCAGAUUCAGGGGACCAAUCCUAGCAUCUUAAAGAUGGCAUUGCACAGUUAGUUUGUCUUUAUUUUUCACAUCAUGUACAGUUGAUGUUUUUUGUAUCAGUUGUCUUUUGUAUUGUAUACUAUGUAUACAUUCAUCUAGCUGUAUCAAAUAAAGUAUAUAUCUAUAAGAAUA